CGGCAACAUGGCGGAUUGCGGCUGAUCUCAGAAACGUCUACUACUAGAGAAUGGUAGAAACGUAUUAUAUCGGUGUCGAUGUCGGCACCGCAAGUGUAAGGGCAGCUCUCGUCUCUAGUAAUGGCAAGAUCGUAUCAUCAGCCAUCCGGCCUUUAAAAAUAUGGAAAUCCCAGCCGAACUAUUUCGAGCAAUCGUCUGAAGAUAUAUGGGGAAAUGUCUGCACAGUGGUCAAGGUAGUUGUUACUCAAUUUUAUGAUCUGGGACCACCGGAAGAGGGGGGCGGGGAGUUGAGUGCGGAGCAUGGGGGUGUGCCACACCCUUCUCAAAAUCCUUGUUUUAAUACUGCCUUUCAAUUUUACUUUUUCUUGUAUUUCUGGGGAUAGCAAGGCCUUUGAACUGCCACCUCCCUCCUGCGAAAAGGUAGUAAGUAUUCAGGAAAAAUAAUCUACCUUUAAAACCUAGUUGUGCUCCUAAUUUUACGUAUUUGUAGGAAGUUUCUUCUUCAAUAAGCAGUGACAAGGAUUUCAUUCAGAAGAUAAAGGGCAUUGGUUUUGAUGCAACAUGCUCAUUGGUUGCUCUAGACUCAGCUGGGGAUCCUGUGACUGUCAGCCCAACACAGGAUAACCAACGAAAUGUGAUAAUGUGGCUGGAUCACCGAGCAAUUGAUCAAGCACAGAGGAUCAAUGACACAAAGCAUGAAGUACUGUCUUAUGUUGGGGGAUCUAUUUCACCAGAAAUGGAGAUGUCUAAAUUGCUUUGGUUGAAAGAGAACUUACCUGUGAAGUGUUGGAAAAAAUGUGAUCUUUUCCUGGAGCUGCCAGAGUUUCUCACUGACAGAGCUACAGAUAAUCCAACAAGGUUAGCAUUUUACGAUCCAAGAAAUCCAUGAACCAGAAAAUUCCCCAACAUCAUCUCAAAAGAAGAAUGUUAGUUGAUCCUUAAAUGUGGUAGUUUUACCUAUGCUAUCUAUCUUAAUCCAGCCUGUGAGCAAGAUAUCUGGUGGGGCUCUAGAGAGGCAGGGUGCUCUGAGAGUAGUGGACAGCAGAGAGCUUGCUCGCAGGCUGUUCUUCAUCUUGUUAGAUGUGUUCAUUUCAGAUAUAUUACAAUAUUUUGUUUCCUCAGAUCCAUGUGUUCACUUGUUUGUAAAUUCAAUUACAUGGGUCAUAACUCACAGUUGCAUGAAGGUGAGUAGACUGCUUUCAUGCCAACAAGCAAUGUAUUGGUUUAGAAGAAGUCACAUCUUGACCACCCACCCCUCAUUGCAUGGUUUCUUAUCUAGUCUCAGGGGCGUAGCUAGGGGGGUCCUGGGGUGCCUGUGACCCCCCCCCCCCCCCCCCCCUUCGAGGAAGGGGAUGGUACUGCUUUCAUGCCAACAAGGAAUGUUUUUGUUUAGAAGAAGUCACAUCUUGACCACCCCCCCCUCAUUGCAUGGUUUCUUAUCUAGUCUCAGGGGCGUAGCUAGGGGGGUCCUGGGGUGCCUGUGCCCCCCCCCCCCCCUUCCUGAUAGGCCUUCUGUUGAGCAAACAACCUACAAUAUUCAGGUGGCAAAAAUGCCAUGACAAUAUCUUGGCCGUAAAAGCCAUUGUUAAAAGCCCACUUUUUUAAAAUUUGUUUUUUUGUAAAGUAUUUUCGUCAACAGCUCUUGUCUUUAGUUAAUAUGGGCCUUCAUGCCAUGAUAAUAUGACUGAGCCCACUGAUACACGAGGGAAAGCAGCAGUAUAAACCAUAUAUAGUCUGCGAUCCCCGGAUGGUGUCCCUGUCUGUGACCCCCCCUUUGAAAAAUCCUGGCUACGCCCCUGAGCCUUGCUCCAACCCACACCCCAGAUCUGUGAUGCGCUUUGAUACAUAUAUGUGUUGGUUAAUAUUGGCAGGUUCAUCUAACAGUGGCUGGGUGGAUUCCUUUUUAAAGAUCAUUGGUUUGGAAGACCUCGUUGAUACUGAGUACUCCAAACUUGGUAAGUUAGUUUGCAUACAUGACAGAAAUGUAGUUCCUUGUGCCAUUCUUGCAAUAUACUACAUCUACCAGGACAUUUUGUCAUUUAACUCUCACUUACCCUGCUCAAGCAACUCUUUCUGAAAAUCUCCUGAAAAUGUUUACUCUGUAUACUCUUAUCCCUAGGAUGCAAAGUAAGCAGUGGGGGUGAGCCAGUCGGCAACGGUCUGACACUCAGAGCUGCAAAUGACUUAGGAUUAUGGGAAGGCAUGCCAGUUGGCACCUCGCUGAUUGAUGCACAUGCAGGGGGACUGGGUAAGAGUGGUUACCAUAGUUACUGCAUAAACAGUGGUUGAUUCUUCUUCUCAUAGCUGUAUUCUCCUUCUUUUAUUUUAUGAAGGUGUGAUUGGUGCGGAUUUAAGUUUGCUCCUUGGCGAGAACGUACCUUUAACUUCUCGCCUAGCUAUCAUUUGUGGGACAUCAUCUUGUCAUAUGGCUGUAAGUAUUGCUGUGAUUUGUUACCAAAAAGUUACGUUUCUCAUCAACCUUCUGCCUAGGUUUCUCCUCUUCCUUUCCCCUGGAGUGAUUUAGAGGGAGAUAAAAAGAGAAGCUCUAGAUACUAAUAACGAGGUUAAUCCUUUAAGUGCCAAGAGUGGUCAAUGCCAAUUUUCUCUUAACGAUAUCAAUAUAUAACCAAGAGAAAAAGGUACAACUGUAAUAAAUAUAAUGAUCACUUACAGGAAAAUGCUUUGAUCUUUUAUCAAAUCCUCGUAAUGUAUGAAGAUCAGUUUAGAGAAAUAGUAUUUAGAUGCUCGGACUCAAAGGAUAAAUUUUGCAUAAAAUUAAUGGAGCUAUUUUUCUGUGCUUCAGAUCAGUCAAGAGCCAGUGUUUGUUCCAGGAGUCUGGGGGCCAUACUAUUCUGCCAUGGUGCCAGGCCUGUGGGUAAAUGAAGGUGGCCAAAGUGUUACUGGGAAACUGGUAAGAGUAGAAAGCAAUGGAAAUGAAGUUUUAUUUUGGCCUGCUGACUGUUAUGUAGGUUUUUGUACUUUGAAGGCAGUGGGGUAGGAUAUACGUGAUUAACUCUAUUGCUCACACCUCAGAUUGUAGUUAGAUUAACAACUGUUGCUAAGGAGCCAUUUUGUUGUGAAAUUAACAGAUUGAUCAUGUUAUAGAGACACAUGUUGCAUAUCCAGAACUGAAAGAAAAAACUGAAAAAAGGUUAGAUACAUCUUCUUUGUCUCUAAAUCAUUCCUUUUGCAUUUUGUUUGUUUGGAUAUUCAGGACUUCAGUUCUAAGAUCAUUGCAUGAGUGCUGUGGGAUAUUGUUUUUUCUUGCCCCUUGGACAGGUGCAGUCUUUAAAAAAAUAACCAGUGGCCAAUAAUGAAAUGGAACUUAGGCAAGCAUCCCAUCUACGAACAAAUACCGAUACUUCUAGUUCCUUAAUGCCACAAAAUCUUGGUUGAGCUGUGGUUGUGUGGGUGUCCUGUGGCUCCUACACGACUUCAAGGUUAAAACCGUUGGCGUGACAUAACUUCUUUAUUGAAUUCUUUCAGUGGUUCCUCCAUUUACGAAGAGUUGAACAGACACGUGACUGCUCUGGCUGAGAAACGACAACUUACGAACGUAGCAUUGUUAGCGCAAAAUACCCACGUGAUACCAGAUUUCCAUGGUAACAGAUCGCCGAUAGCUGAUCCAUCCAUGACUGGAAUGGUAAGCAGUUUAAGAAGUGUUUUUCGCCACUAACAAUAAACGCCAACGCUAAAUUUGAAACUAGUCGCUUGCGCAAAGUAUAGAUUCUCUUAUUGUCACGCCUACCAUAGCAAAGUAUUCACCGUUUUUGCCAUCAUUAGAAGGAAAAACGUGUUGUAGUUAUGGAGUAAUAUAAAUGUUUAGUAGUGGUGUCUGAAAGAAAUCUGGAUCCUGGUUGAUUUUGAUCCUCCCUGGAGCAAUUAUUGAGCCGUAAAUGCAUAAUUGAAAUUCUUCCUGAAAAGAAGUCCUGCGGACUUUAUUUUUCUUUCAGAUUUGUGGAUUAACCCUCGUGACUGACAUAGAUAGUCUUGCUGUUCUGUAUCUAGCUACGCUACAGGCGCUUGCAGUAAGUAACAUAAACUAUGUCAACUUGACUACAGAGACCAUUUGUUACAGACUAAGUGUUAAGUAAAUGGAAUCGAGGUGAAAUACGAGGGGAUCCCAGGGGUCCUGACUCGCCCCACCCCCUCCGAAGUUUCCAUCAUACAUCCUUCUCACAUCUUGAACUCUGCACUUCUUCUAAGAUAGAAGGGUGGAGAUGAUAGUAGAUGAAAAACACAGGUUUUCAAAGUUACAAAAAAUUUGUGUCUGUAACUAGGUCUCCUUUACCCGACAACAAAGGCUUGGAGGCUUAGAUUGAUCAUGAAUCACCCACUUGAAAACCAUUAUUGUGGAACCUUAUGGUGUAUAGUCCGUGUUGGCAGUAGUAAUGAAAGAUAAAUUUGUCUGGUUCGAAGUCUCAACGUGUAUUAGUAAAAAUACAUUUUGUACCACACCACUUUUGAGCUAACUAGGACGACACCUUAGUCGCUUUGAAUUAGUCAUUGCAUGUUGCCACUCCCUUUUACACCCUCACUCUUAUCCAACCAUUCCUGUUGCUUGUUCUACACGUGUUUAUUAUGGCUGUUGCUUUUUUUCAUUUUUUCAGCAUGGUACUCGCCACAUCAUUGAAAGCCUGAACAAAGCAGGACACUGCAUUACCACUCUCUUCCUUUGUGGAGGUCUCAGUAAAAAUGAGUUGUUUAUUCAAACUCACGCUGAUGUAACAGGUCAGUUCCAUUGAAAGUCGAGCAAAGGGUUUCAAGUGUGAUAUUGCUUGAUAAUCAAUAUUUGUAACAUUAUGACAGGAAAAUCACUAAAAGAUGGCAGAGACUGCCAAUACCAGUAGGAACUACGAGAAAUAACAUUUGACUUAUUUCUUAGUAGCUUUUGUAAGAAUAUUUUAAAAAGUAUAAAAAAAAUAUUUUUUCACAGGACUGCCCUGCGUGCUGCCGCGUGAAAGUGAGUCUGUGCUUGUGGGCUCAGCUAUCUUGGGAGCAUACGCAUCAGGCGAUUUUUCCUCCGUUCAGGUUAGCUAGUGAUUUAACAGAGUAAUUUUCUUCUCCAAAUCGGUAGUGGUGUUGAGCUGCGGGCACACCUACCCAACCCUAGCGCAACAGUUUGCCCUGACUAAGAACAAGUAUUGUUAACUUUGGGUUAGGGAGGGAGGGGGGCAUUUGGGGUGGGUGGUGGGUAGUUAGAUAGGUAGGCAGUUUUUCAGAACCUCACCGAGUUGCAAACACUGGACACCUAAAGUUGGUCUCUGCCCUUCGUCAGUCUUUGUCUUUUACCCUUCUAUAAGACGGUCACAUUUCUAAGAUAGACACUCACUAUUGGUUCCAGGGAUGACCCUCUUAUAGAGAUUUGCCUGCAUGUGGUCUGACGCUUUGAAAGUAACUGGGAUACGGAGAUAAAAACUCUUAUUGGACAAGUAACACAUCUAGAAUGGGUUGUACUGUCGACAUUUUUUUUUUCGUAACCUCAUUUGCUGUGUUUGAUUCCAAAGGAGGCCAUGAAAAGCAUGAAUGCAGCAGGCAAACUGGUGAUGCCACAAGACAUACUCAAACAGUAAGAAAUAAUAAAAUACUACUUACCUUCAUAUAGAACGUUUUUUCUCUCUCCUUGAAAAUCCAAAAUGUUAUCUUGUAUCCUUUUCUUGUAUCCAAACACCGAGAAGAGAGUGUUUCAUCCGAUAUUCCAACUCUGACAAAUACUAUAUCAAACACGAGAAAGAGUGUUUCGCCUGGUAUCGCAUCACUGAGUAGUGGUAUACUCAAACACGUGAAGGAGUGAUUCAUUUGAUAUCCAAACAUCGAGAAAUGAUAUACAACAAAUGAGAAUGAGUCUUUCACCUGAUAGCCAGACACCGAGGAGUGACAUCAAACACGAGAGGGAGAGGGAGUGUAUGAUUCGAUAUCCAGAUACUCUGUAGCGACAUAUCAAACAUGAGAAGGAGUGUUUUAUCGGAUAUCCAAAAAAAACAAGAAGUAGAUCGAGAGUGUACAAAAAACAUUGUUUGGAUUUGAGGUUAUAGAAUAACAGAUGAAACACUCUCUCGUUUGUUAAAUAAAGUUUCUCUCAAAGUUGUUGGGUGAGAAUUAAGGAUCUCAAUACCAAAAUUCGUUCGUGCUAGGGAUUUAUUUUGAUGUUCAGUCGUGAAUUAAUAAAAAGUUGACAGAGUUUUCUCCUUCUCUUUGUUCGUUUCUCUCUAUUUAAGGAAGCAAUUUUUUAACUACUUACGCUAAUUCCAGGUAUUAUGACAAGAAGCACCAAGUGUUUCUACAAAUGCUGCAGAAUCAAGUGGAGUAUUGCACAUUGAUGAACAGUUAACUUUUUCAUUCUUAACGAUAUCAAAGUAAAAACUGAAGACAUCUCAAGUAUUGCUGGACUGGUUUUAUUUGAAUGGUCAUGGCGCAGGAUUUCCUCCUCGGACGCAGACAUUAAAAACUACUUUGUGUUUCUGUACAGUGUCUCAUUCUGUCACGCAACCAUAGGGUGCGUGACGAGUGAUCGGAGUCACGACAUUCGUGACAUUGGCCGGCAAAUUCUCUUCUCGCAAAACCAAAAAAAGUUGAUAGAUAUAUCUUGUUAUUGACGAAAUUUAUUGUUGGAAUAUUCCUAGUCCAUUUUUUGUGGACCUCUAACCUCAAGUGUUAACACAGUACACUCACUCCCAGUUUUAGGGCAUAUGCAAUUUGAGAGAAAUCUCCAUUUUUAGGGGACUGUCUUCUUGAUUCCACACAAUUCAUUCUUUGUUACGCAUGCGUAACUGGUGAGUAAAUCCCCAUUUGACAAAAACAAUAACAUAGCAGUCACUGUGAUUACUGUGCACAACGCGCAUGCUCUGGGAGCCUGUAAAGACAAACAGGGCAUUUUCGUCCUCAGAGCCCGUCUUUUCUUUCGGUCACGUUGUGUUAAGCCGAGAGGCUCUGGGGACGAGAAUGCAAUCAGAAUUUCACGCCAAAAUGGC
This is a messenger RNA of Porites evermanni, 6971 nucleotides long. The record is from the annotation of a GenBank genome assembly. Lineage: Eukaryota; Metazoa; Cnidaria; Anthozoa; Scleractinia; Poritidae.